ACAUUUUCUAUUUCUAUUCUUCAUCAAACACUUUCUUCUUCUUAACUCACGUGCUAGUUUCUCUUUUUAAUCUUUUUGUAGGUGCAACUACAGUUUUUUACCCAGAAACUACAAGGAUCGAUGGCAGGACCAUUUGACACUGUCAAAGGGAUUAAUACCACCACCAAGGAAAAAUGGAUGAUUGGAGUUAGAAUAACAGAUAUGUGGAUUGUUACAAACAUGAAUAACCAUCAACAUCUUGAAAUGGUUUUAACAGAUUCCAAGGGGGAUAAAAUUCAAGGGAUAAUUGUGAAGGAUGACAUAGCAAAGUGGGGAUCGAUCCUCAUUGAGCAAAAGACAUAUGUGAUGCAGAAUUUCAAAGUCCUAAAGAAUGAUUUACAAUUUAAGCUUUGUGACCAUCCCUGCAAGAUGAUCAUUCAUGGUGGGAGUGUAAUUUGUGAACAUCCUUUUCCAAACAUUCCUCGAACUAAGGUUGAGUUUAAAACUUUUGCUGAAAUACUGACUGGAAAGAUGUCAGAGCCCAAUGAUAGUUAUGCUGAAGUAGAUACUCCACCUGGUGAUCCUAUUGAUGCUAUUGUGCAAAGCACGUAUCCAAAUCUUGUUUCACAAUACAAUAAUGAACAGUUUUUGCAAUCAAGAGCUAUUUUGACCUCAACAGAUGAGGUAGUUGAUCAAAUAAAUGAUUAUGUACUUAAGUUGAUUCCUGGUGAAGAAAGGGUGAUUUAUAGUGCCAACAGGUCAGAGGUAAAUGAUGUACAAGCAUUUGACGCAAUUCCUCCUGAAUUUUUACAAUCUCUCAAAACAUCUGACCUGCCAAAUCACAAACUCACACUCAAGGUUGGGACCCCAAUAAUGCUUCUAAGAGAUUUUGACCCGGCUGCAGGUUUCUACAAUGGUACUAGGUUAAUUGUUACAUGGCUAGGAAAAUUUGUACUUCAGGCCAAAAGUAUAUCAGGAAAAAAUAUUGGUGAGCUGAUAUUAAUUCCUCGAAUAGAUAUGUCUCCUUCACAAUCACAAUGGCCUUUCAAGCUAAUUAGAAGACAAUUCCCAAUUGUUUUCUCAUAUGCUAUGACAAUCAACAAAUCUCAAGGUCACUCCUUUGACACUGUGGGCCUAUAUUUACCUAAACCAAGGUUCAGUAAUGGUCAGCUGUGCGCCACCUUUACUAGAGUCAAAAACAAACAAGGACUCGAGACUCUAAUUCGUGACAAUGAGAAAAAGGAAAUGUCCAGCACUGCAAAUUUAGGUGGUCUUCAGAGAGGUUUCCUAAACCUUUAACAAGAUUUUUUGUUUACGGGAACCAACCUUCACGGAGAUGUUUCUUGAUGAGCUAGGCGAUCAUUGGUGAUUAGUGAAUGCUGAUGGGAAUAAACAUCUUGUCAAACACAAUGACAAGCUGAAGAUAAAAAAUAGUUUCAACAACUCUGUCAAUGUCAUCAGAAUUUAAGCUUUACUUGGAUCUUGUUGCUAUUGAGUUAUAUUCCUAAUUUCCGUCAUUUUCUUUUAAA
Medicago truncatula (barrel medic) is the source of this 1508-nucleotide messenger RNA. RefSeq lists its product as uncharacterized. The record is from RefSeq and is a predicted model, not a curated record. Gene Ontology annotation, cellular component: replication fork. NCBI's taxonomy places the organism in Eukaryota, Viridiplantae, Streptophyta, Magnoliopsida, Fabales, Fabaceae. Gene Ontology annotation, biological process: DNA replication. The transcript is spliced from 5 exons. Bases 121 to 1278 code for a protein of 385 amino acids.